CCCCGACCAGCUGGGUAGAGUCACGUGAGCGAGCCGCGGCCUCAAAGGAGACGCCAGGACUGGUCAUGUGAUCCAGCCUCGCUACUCGCAGGGAUGGAGCCGGAAGAGGGGGUUCCCUUGUGGCGGCUGCAGAAGCUUCCUGCCGAGCUGGGCCUGCAGCUUCUUCAUAAAAUAAUUGAUGGCAUUUGUGGCCGAACUUAUCCUCUCUACCAGGAUUAUCACACUGUUUGGGAUUCAACAGAAUGGAUGCAUGUUCUAGAAGACAUUACCAACUUUUUCAAAGCUGUAGUUGGUAAAAAUUUAUCUGAUGAAGAGAUAUCUCAGCAGUUGGAUCAGUUGAAUUCAUCUCAUCAAGAAGCUAUCAUGAAAUGCUUAAAAAGUAGGAAAGAUGAAAUCAAGCAGGCUCUGUUGGAAGAAAUAGUUGAUAUUUCCUCUUCACAGCUACAGGAUUUUGAUUGGCAGUUAAAGCUUGCACUUUCUAGUGACAAGAUUGCUACACUACAAAUGCCACUUUUAAACCUUCAUCUAGAUGUGAAAGAAAAUGGUGAAGUCAAGCCGUAUUCUGUUGAAAUGAGUAAAGAAGAGCUGCAGAAUCUAAUAAAUUCCUUGGAAGCAGCUAAUAAGGUCCCUCCUGAAGAUACUCCUGACCACAGGCAAAUCUUGGACGGGCUCACAUAUGAGGGCGCACCUGGGAUUUCACUGCAUAAAGACCUGAGAUGGGGAGAGACAGCUUCUGGCUGGUGAACCCUCUCUUUCUUUCCUGCAGUACAGUGGUUCUCAAUUACAAUAUCUUGCUUUCAAAUUCUGAGAAUGCAAUAGUCUUGGGAAGAUAACAGUGAACAAAAGAGAUACAGUUCUUGAGUUGGCGCUUAUACAUUCUUACAGAGGAAACGGGCAAUACCCUCUUUCCCCAUAAAGUUUGUUUUUAAAAAUUGAGUAGCAUUAUGAAGAAAAUGAAACAGUGGUAUAUAUUGCUUUUCACAUAUUUAGAAAAAAUCUAACCAGCACACUAACUUGGUUACUUUGUAUGUUUUUCUUAAUAUUACACUCAUCCUAUGUCAUUAUAAUGAGUGAAAAAUUUAAAGUAAUUCAUAUUUCCUUUUUUUUUUUUUUUUUAAAUCCUGGACCUUACUACAGGACAGCCUAUACAUGGAUGUUUAAAGGCAUCUCAUUCUUCAAAUGGUCAGAGCAGAACUUUUGAUCCUCUCUCUUCUUAUCCAACUGGUUCCUCCCCAAAAUGUCCCACUAGAGUGUCGCUCCAGGAGGGCAGGGACUUUGUCUUAUCCAUUACUUCCCAAGACCUGAGAAAAGUGCUUGGCACUUAUAGGAGCAGUCAGUAAAUAUCUACUGAAUGAAUGAAUGAUAGUACAGGGGGUAAAAAGGCGUGGUUAAUUUUAUGUGUCAACUUGGCUAGUCUAUGGUGCCCAGUUAUUUGGUCAAGCGCUAGUCUAGAUGUCGCUCUGAAGGUAUUUUGUAGAUGUGAUUGACAUAUUCAAUCAGCUCCUGUAAGUAGAGGAGAUUCAGCCUGAUGAUCUGCAUGGCCUCAUCCUAACCCUUAAAAGUCUUAAGAGCAAAAACUGAAGUUUCUCAGAAAAGAAAUUCUGUCUCAGGCCUGAAACAGAAAUCCCGCCUGAGUUUUCAGCACACUCUACAGAUUUUGGACUUGCUUUCUUUACAGCUGCACGAGACAGUUCCUUAAAAUAAAUAUCUUCUUGCGUGUAUGUUGGUUCUGUUUCUGUUGGUUCCAUUGGAGAACGCUGACUGAUACAAAGGGGAUGGCAAAAAUCAGGAGGGUGACUAAAGCCCAGGAAACACUGACAUGCUGGCUGUAUUUCUUCCCUCUAUAGAAACCCCAGGUGAAUGUAUACGUUUGUUUUCUAGUUUGGGUUUCACUUCUCUCCCACCCGUCCUGUCUCAUUCACCCUCCCCUUCUCUCUGCCUCCAAAAUACCCAAAGAAUGCCUUAGGCUGUGAAAAAUGCUGUCACUCACUGAACUGAACUCUUCUGGAUAUUUUCAAUCAGGAAAUAUACCAGAACUCAUUUCAGUGUAAUUGGAAUAAAAUAUAAUCUAGUUGUCAGUGGCAGUUUUAAAACCCUGUUAAGAAAUACCUCUAGGCUCAAUCUACUUUGCAAACAGAAAGUGAUUUCCUUACUGUUAACCAAUUCAGUUAGAUCCCCAUUUACUGAGUGCUUCUGAAGUACAGAGCAGGAAGCCAAGUGAAGUGAUGCUGGCCAUGGAACGGGCUGUCCCUCCAGAAGCCUACAGUCGAAUGAAUGAAGCUGUCCAGUGUGCUCAGCUGCCUUCACCUGCAGAGCACAGAGAGCCACACAGCCACAACCUCCAUCUGCGCAUCCCGCUCCUGUAACGAACCGCAUUUGUGAUGUCGCUGUCAGUCAUUAGCUCUCAAUGACUCACGCACAUACGGCCAGCUUAUCUUUGAUAAAGGAGGCAAGAAUAUACAAUGGAGAAAAGACAGCCUCUUCAAUAACUGGUGCUGGGAAAACUGGACAGCUACGUGUAAAAGAAUGAAAUUAGAACACUCCCUAACGCCAUACACAAAAAUAAACUCAAAAUGGGUUAAAGACCUAAAUGUAAGGCCAGACACUAUAGAACUCUUAGAGGAAAACAUAGGCAGAACACUCUAUGACAUAAAUCACAGCAAGAUCUUUUUUGACCCACCUCCUAGAGAAAUGGAAAUAAAAACAAAAAUAAACAAAUGGGACCUAAUGAAACUUCAAAGCUUUUGCACAGCAAAGGAAACCCAUAAACAAGAUGAAAAGGCAACCCUCAGAAUGGGAGAAAAUAUUUUCAAGUGAAGCAACUGACAAAGGAUUAAUCUCCAAGAUAUACAAGCAGCUCAUGCAGCUCAAUAUCAAAAAAAAAAAAAAACCCAAUCGAAAAA
Orcinus orca (killer whale) is the source of this 2903-nucleotide messenger RNA. RefSeq names its product COMM domain containing 8 (gene COMMD8). The transcript has 5 exons. The record is from RefSeq and is a predicted model, not a curated record. Bases 94 to 744 code for a protein of 216 amino acids. Lineage: Eukaryota; Metazoa; Chordata; Mammalia; Artiodactyla; Delphinidae.